Molecule: messenger RNA, 543 nt
Organism: Ruditapes philippinarum (Manila clam)
Lineage: Eukaryota; Metazoa; Mollusca; Bivalvia; Venerida; Veneridae
Product: aspartate and serine-rich protein-like
Exons: 2
Coding region: 1-543 (180 amino acids)
Source: RefSeq, a predicted model, not a curated record
AUGGCUAACAUUCAAGAUCUAGGCAGCAGACUAGAAUUAUCAGAUAUUCAAGAUCUAGGCAGUAGACUAGAAUUAUCAGACAUUCAAGAUCUAGGCAGUAGACUAGAAUUAUCAGACAUUCAAGAUCUAGGCAGUAGACUAGAAUUAUCAGACAUUCAAGAUCUAGGCAGUAGACUAGAAUUAUCAGACAUUCAAGAUCUAGACAAUAGACUGGAAUUAUCAGACACGCAAGAUCUAGACAAUAGACUGGAAUUAUCAGACACGCAAGAUCUAGACAAUAGACUGGAAUUAUCAGGCACGCAAGAUCUAGACAAUAGACUGGAAUUAUCAGGCACGCAAGAUCUAGACAAUAGACUGGAAUUAUCAGACACGCAAGAUCUAGACAAUAGACUGGAAUUAUCAGACACGCAAGAUCUAGACAAUAGACUGGAAUUAUCAGACACGCAAGAUCUAGACAAUAGACUGAAAUUAUCAGACACGCAAGAUCUAGACAAUAGACUGGAAUUAUCAGACACGCAAGAUCUAGACAAUAGACUGGAAUGA